AUGACGAAACGCAAACCGACGCAGUACAACGCCGAGAACGCGAACGAUGCUGAAAUUCAGCGGCUCACUGAUGAGAUUACCAUCCUGAAAGCUCAACUCGCGGCCAAGUCAAUCCACGACCAGUGGUGCCCACAAUACAAGAAAGCGACCACAUCCCCCACCACAGGCCAGCCUAUCAGGCCAGAGUCUGGUCCGCCACGACUGCAGCCCUACUCAGACCCUCCCAAAGGAUGGGUACCUACGGUACUCAUCGACUCUCCGUUGCGUAAGGCAAGAGAAAAGAAACACAAAGCAAAACAGGAGAUGGUGAAAAACUUCGCCGGAACUGAGUUACCACGGGCAACAUGCCCUAAAGAAAAGGAAUGGAACGAAGAUAACUUUCGGGCAGCAAUCCAGCACUGGGACUUUGAUUGGUUCAGGAAGAAUAGGAAUACACCCGAAGCCAGCGACGAAGCAGAAGCUGCACUGUACGAUUUGAACAGCGGUUCAUACGAUGGUUGGGAGGAAAGGGAGAGAGAGCGUCGUGUGGCAGGGGCAGUAUUUGGCGGAAUGAUGAGGAUGAUGAUGGAAUAUAGGUAUUUCAGGUUUGGCCAUCCUGAUCAGUUUAGAAGUCCACCUGGUACCCCCGGGACGAUAACGCUUUACCGCAACCGGAGCUCGCAGGAACUUCCGGCGUGGUUUCUGUCGCACGGAUUCAAGAUCGAGGAUGACACCGUUUUUAUUGAGGGAAGUGAGGAGGAACUGGAGAAGCAUCGAAAGCGUUGUUCGCGGGGUUAA
Alternaria postmessia is the source of this 777-nucleotide messenger RNA. RefSeq lists its product as uncharacterized. The coding region runs from base 1 to 777 and encodes 258 amino acids. The record is from RefSeq and is a predicted model, not a curated record. The transcript has a single exon. NCBI's taxonomy places the organism in Eukaryota, Fungi, Ascomycota, Dothideomycetes, Pleosporales, Pleosporaceae.